This is a messenger RNA of Bursaphelenchus okinawaensis, 5855 nucleotides long. Lineage: Eukaryota; Metazoa; Nematoda; Chromadorea; Rhabditida; Aphelenchoididae. The record is from the annotation of a GenBank genome assembly.
AUGCAUUCCCCGAAGAGUCCACCCCCCGAAAAAUCCAUUCCCCGAAAAGUCUUCCCCGAAAAUGCAUUCCCCGAAACUGCAUUCCCCGAAAAGUCCCGCUCCGACACGAACUUGGUUUAUCGGGGCGGUAAUGAUUGUUAAAGUUGUAGGAAAGAAGUUAUAUAAUGAUGGGUUUUGUCCUGUAUAUUUUUUAAAAACCACAUAUACUUGGUUAAACUCUAUAACUAGAAGUAUUGGUCCAGUAAAAGAAAUUGGAAAAGAACGUCUUCAAACUUUUCGCAGCGUAAUAGCUCUCGAUAUUCAAUUACUUGAAUAACAUGUUUAUCCUAACGUGUAUCGAGAAGCAGCCAUUCCUACUUCUUUGGUACUGCUUUAAUCUACAGAAUGUAAGACCUAGCUAGCUAGUAACUAGUUUUAAAUAUUUUGUUUUUAUGUUAAUAUUAACAUAAGAACGACAAGGUAAAACUUGAAUUUCAAUUAAUCUAAUAUCAACUUUUAAAAAACUAUUUAAAAAUGAAAAUUUUUACGACAAUAUACCUAUAUUUACUGUGUAUCCUAUUAGUAUUAUCUGAUAAACGCAAAAUUGGAGUUUUGGUUAUAGUAGAUGAUGAUCACAAUACUCAAUUGCUCAGUGAACGAGUUAAGGUAAGUUAAUUGAAAAUGGUUUGAAGUUUUUCGAGUUAUAAACAUACUAUACAAAUAUUGUUUUGUAUUGAAAGGAAGUGUUUUAGUCCACGAUAAACGAUGAAGUACGAGAGAUGGAAAUGAACGCCCAAAUCUUUGAAUGGAAGGUCCAACAGGAUGGAAAAGAUAGGUAAAAUUGGCUUUUUGAAUCGGAUUUGUUACCUAAUUUGAAAUAAAUUUUAUAGUCUUUCUUUUCAAAAAGUUUAAACACCGUAACCCUUAUCUAAGUUUAAAUAAACCUUGUUUUAGUGACAUUAACCGCCUGUUUGUAACGAAAGAACUGGUAUGCCGCGACCUUCUCAACAGCUCAAUGGCCGUUCUGAUGGUCCAAUGCACUCAGACAGAAAACAACGCAGCUUUGGCAGUAUUCUCCGCAGUCAGCUAUGCCUUAGGCUUCUAUAAAGUACCAGUUCUGGGUGUUAUGAUCAAGGAUGCACAAUUCUCGCAGAAAAACGUUCAUUCAACGUUCCUAAGAACGUCGCCUCCGUUUAGCAAUGAAGCCUUUGUUUUUGUGCACCUAUUAAAUGCUUUGAAGUAUCGUCAAGUCGUGCUGAUAACAAUUGCUGGAGAUGUGAAUGGUCAGGAGUUUCUACAGGUCUUCGAUGAUCUGACUUUUCCGAAUAAAAUACAGGUAAGCAUGUUUAAUAUAAUGAAAUUGUUAAUAAGACACAUGAACAAAUGAAUUUUGAAGGAAAUACUCGUUUUAAAGCUUAAAAUUCAUUUUUAAAAAUUUUAAAAAAGGAAUAAUUUACUGAAAAUUUUUUUUAAUUCAUCGUAUAACAUGUCUUCAUUAGCUCGCGCACGCUUUGUUUUAGCAAAAUAACUUCGUUUUUCGGCUAAAUAUUGAUAAAUGUUGUUUAGGUACAAAAACACAUUGAACUGGACAUAAACUGGACAUAGGAAUAAUUUACUGAAAAUUUUUUUAAAUUCAUCGUAUAACAUGUCUUCAUUAGCUCGCGCACGCUUUGUUUUAGCAAAAUUACUUCGUUUUUCGGCUAAAUAUUGAUAAAUGUUGUUUAGGUACAAAAACACAUUGAACUGGACAUAAACGACUUCAAUGUGACCGAAUCUUUGAAAGGAACAACCUCCAAUACUAUAAUAUUAUAUGCCAAGACCUCAAAGGCCUACAGAAUCUUCGAACGCGCAUCAGAAUUGUUUGUGCGCGGCCGAGUUUGGUUUGUGAACGAAGCCGGAUUCAAAGCCUACAACGUUCCAGUCGGUGUAUUGUCUGUAAGAUUGCGACAAACAACCUUAAGUUCGUUGAGAGAUGCGUUGGCCGUGCUGAAGGAAGGACUGACAGUGUUUGAUGGGGUGGAGGAUGUACAACCACCUCCACAAUGUCAGAUUCGGAAGAACAACGACUGGAUCAAUUUUAUGGGACAACAGUUUUACGACAAGAUGAUUGCUUCGAAAGUGGAGAGUGACUACUACAAUAUUAUGUUUGAUGAGAAUGGUGAUCGGACUCAUGCGUCGUACGAUGUUCUGAAUAGGCAGCCAGAAGGGGAUGUUAUUGUAGGGUAUAUGGUAAGUUUUGGACUUUACUUCUCUUUGUUGGAGUAAAGAAUUCGGAAAAACAUUUACAACAUCUUUAGUGAGGCUUUCAGCUACUAUAGUAUUACAUUUUGGACUAUAUUUUAACAAAAUUAUAUUUUUAAAUUACGAAAAAAAUGUAAUAUUACUAUAAGAACGUAUAUGCUUUCAGAGAAUUACACUAUAAGAAUAUAAGAUUACCUUAUUUCAGACUCAUUACGGUAACUUGUCGAUGAAUGAAAGUACUAUAAUAUGGCCAGGAAAGAGUCAAAGGAAGCCUCAAGAAAUUACAUUGCCAAAGUUUUUAAAAGCAGUCACAGUACCAGAUGCACCAUUUGCCUAUUCGAUUCCAGUCGCCGAGAAGAGUCAGUGUAGAUAUUACACUACAAUGUUGGUCGAGGGAGUUUACGUGGUAAGUUGACAUAGUAUAAUUAAUACUGUGUUUGAAUAGGUUUUGGCAUGAAUUAAAAAGAUUAAAUAAGUUAUUUUUUCUUUACUUUUGGACCGCAAUACAACCAUAUUUCAGCCAGGACCAUGGACCUCGUGUACGAAGCGAGAGAAUGCCACUUAUACAUCGUAUCAUUGUUGUGCUGGGUUCGCCAUUGAAUUGCUGAGUCUGAUCUCCACUAUUGACUCCAAUUCCGAUACCAACUUCAAGUUUGAACUGCAUUUGAAUGACACGUACGGAGGUUCAUUGGUGACCGAAGAUGACAUUAUACUGAACGGCAUGAUCGGAGAACUGGACGUUGGUUUAGCUGAUCUGGCAGUUGGAGCUUUGUCCAUUAAUCCGGAACGUGAACGAUACGUUGAUUUCAGUGAACCAUGGUUGUUCCAUGGUAUACGAGUCCUGGAGAAGUGGGUAGGUUGAGAUUUAUUUUGUGGUAGGUUGGUUUUGAGUGGUGGUAUUUUCGUUUUGAAUGUCGUGGUAUGUCGUUUUUGAGUAAUCUACUUUGUGCAUAAUAUUAUACUAUAUGAUACAAAGAUUCAGACUUGAUAUUGCGACUUCAAUAAGCUAUUUUUCAUAUUUUUUGUUCACAAUAAUGGAGCUUGUCGUAUUUUACAGCAACCACGAGAUUCACCGAUGGAAUCUUUUCUACAGCCUUUGAAGAAGAGUUUGUGGGGAGCACUGUUUGUUUCUGUACUUGUCAUUGGAUGUAUAAUUUAUUUUUUGGAUUGGAGGUAAUGUAAAAAUUUGUAAAAAUGGCAUAGUAAGCCUAAACUAACUAAGAAUUUUUAAUAAAUUAAAAAAAAUUUUUUUAUAUACAGUUUCAAACUAAAACACUGUAAUUCACAACGUUUUCUGAUAGUUACGAUAUUUAUUUUGAAGAUUCAAAAAUUGUUAUUCUAUUUUACAGAUCACCCUUUAACAUACCGUACCACAAAGACAUCUUCACGCGGCCUGAACUCGAGGAUACUCCAGUUUCGUUUGGAGAAGCCAUGUGGUUUGUCUGGGGCGUUCUGUUGAAUUCUGGAGUCAGUGAAAGUACGUCGAUAGAUUUACUUUUCAUAGCAAGCAUACGUUGAUUUCAGUGAAUCAUCGCUGUUUUAUGGUAUACGUGUAAUACAAUGUACUUUGCAAUUUUGAUACGUUUUUUGGCUGUUAUUACUGUAGACAACUUGUUAUCGUAAUAACAGUCAAAUUAUAUUUUUUUGAGAAUAGUAAGGAGUUAUGAAGUAUAGUUCAUGCUUUUAAACAUGAGGUAUAAAGCAAUAAUUUUUCAGAAACUCCACGGUCGUUUUCAGCAAGAGUUUUGGGAAUUGUUUGGUGUGGCUUCUGUAUGAUUAUGGUAGCAUCAUACACGGCGAAUCUAGCCGCUUUUUUGGUGUUAGAUCAGCCGGAUAAGAGCUUGAACGGAAUCAAUGAUCCAAAGGCAAGGUUUUCUAUCUAAUACAUUGAUUAGAACCAAAUCUUGGUUGAGCUUGGCUGGCUGAGUCUGAAAGUUGACUUGAACUGUCGGUAAUCUUAUUAUACUUGUCCUUGCAGUAAUGUUGUUAUAGUGAUGUCACAUUUACAGCCUCUAGGUCAAUAAGGAUUUAUUGAAGAUUUGAUACAAGUAUUUUUAGUUUCGAAAUCCGUCUAUAAACUUUUCAUUUGGAACGGUUAUUUAUUCAAAUACGUAUCAGUACUUCAAACGUCAAGUAGAGUUGAGCACGAUGUUCAGAAAGAUGGAGAGUCACAAUUACAAAUCGGCCAAAGAAGCAAUUGGGGCUUUACUCAACGAGUAAGUUUAAUAAUCAAAAUUGUUUUGAAAAAAAAAACUUUUUUGAGUAAAAGGUAGCAAGGGUCGCUGUAUCGAUACCAAGUAAGUUUAUAAAUUAUUUCGCCUAAAAGACUACAGUUAUACAUAAUGUACUGCUUUAGAAGCCUCGGGGCUUUUAUUUGGGAUUCAGCUCGAUUGGAUUUCGAAGCUUCGAAGAAUUGUGAGUUGAGAGUUAGAGGUACCUUGUUUGGAAGGUCAGCUUACGGCAUUGGAUUGAGGAAGAAUUCACCAUGGACUCCGUACAUUACUUCUGGGAUUCUGAAACUCGCUGAAAGUAUGAUAUUCAUCGAAACUUAGAAGUUUUUUGAAAUAAUUUUUUAGUUUUAGGUUUUUUUGGCUUUUAAAGGUGAUAUAAGUAAUGUCUAAAGCUAUUUAAAAUUUUUUUUUGUUUUUAUAAUGCUUUAUGUGUGGUUGAUCGUAUACGACCUGAAGAUAUCUGUUUCAGAAGGCGAGAUCCAGAAGUUGGAACACAAAUGGAUAAACUCAGCUGGAAAAGAGAAAUGUCAUCAUGAAGUUCAUAAGACGCCAGCAAGGUUGGGCCUACAGAACAUGAGAGAUCUCUUCAUCUUGGUGGCUGUCGGAGUCGUUUUUGGGUCGAUUCUCAGCUUUUUCGAAGUUCAUUGGGGACGAAAGAAGCAGAAGGAGGGGUAAGAUUACGUACGACUUUUGAGCCGGAACUUAAACGGGGGCUUACUUGGCGCGGCUCGGCCUUGGCUGGGCACACGUGUGCUUGAGGGCCGGACCAAGCAGUUGGGCUCGGUCUCUUUACUGGUCUAAAAAAAGGUAGUUUUACUGGUUUAAAACUGACCAAGUCAUUACAUUACAGUAAGCGCAAACGGCUAGCUGUCAGCUAUGGUCAACGUUGGCGUCAACGUGCACGACAACAAUCAACCGACUCUGACACAGUGAAGUGUGUUGAGGAAGCUAAUGAUAACCAUGAUUUGGUAAUAACUUUUUUUUUAAAUUACGUAUUUUUUAACUGUUUAGUACUGUGUAGUAUUUUACCUAACUUUUUACCAUUUUUUAAAGAAAAAGGUUAUUUCUGCUAGUUUUAAGUAAUAAAAAGUUUUUUUCAACCAUUUAAAGUAACGUUUUUUAAUUUAGAGUCUACCGAAAAAGGUAACCAACUUGAACUUUGACAAUCGACCGUGCCGAGUAUAUUGUAGUAGGUGUCGGAAAGCCGUGACUACCAUUCCAAAACCAGUUAUUGGAACUUUUGCCGUAAUAUGCUCCAUAGUGCUGAUAGCUACUCUCAUGUGGCCAUGUGCUGUAAUUCCAUGUAUUUUGAGGGUGUUUGCUGAUUAUUAUCACUUUUGUCCGAUUUGUAAUCACAAGAUCGGGCAGUAUCGGAAGUUCAGAAGUCCUAGGUUUUUCGUGUAG